UUGUGGCCACGGCUGCGUGGUGACCCGGGGUGCCCCCUGGCGGCGACACUAAGCGUACUGCGCUACGUUGCUCACCAAGCUGACCCGUGGAUGACAGAAAACCCCACCGAAAAACAAAAACAUACACUGUCUGUAAACCUUACUUUAAAACAUACAUAUUUUAAAACGGAACUGCUUUUAUUUCUUUGACGUGUGUGUGUGUGUGUGGGGGGGCGGAUUUGUAGAGAGCUUUGAGACUCGCAAAAGGUGGAUGGAGAGAUGUGGUGCUACCAAAAGCCGGGGUUUGAAGCCCUCCUCCUCGCUGAGCUGCAGAGACAGCAACAGUGCAGCCAGUUCUGCGACACUCUGCUCAAGACAGAAGGUGUAUCAGUGCCAGCACACAGUUGUAUUCUCUCCGCCAUCAGCCCCCACAUCUCCUCUGCUCUGUCCUCCGCGCCGUCGCCCCCUGCAGGACAGACCCGUCUUUUGGAGUUUCGGGCACUCGGUGCCUGCACGCUGCUUCACAUGGUCAGGCUGCUGUACACUGGAGAGAUGGCAGGGGAGGGGGAGAAGGAGAAGCAAGAGGCCAUUUCUGCUGCAGCCAACCUGGGCAUCUGUGGACUGGUGGAAGUCACAAGGAGAGAUCCUAAAAGUAGACGUGAAGAAGAAAAAGAAGAAGGCCAACAUGCAGAGGUGGGAGUGCAGACGGAGCCACCGGUGCCUGAGGAAAAUGAGGGGAGACGGAGAGGGUGGAGGAGAGAAGUGAGGGAUGGGAGCACCUUUCUGUGGAAAGAGACGGUCUCAGGCGGUGAACGAGACACAUGGACUCAGACAGAGGAGCUGCAGGUAAACGCAGCUCCUCUUCCUCCUCACCCAGCAGCCUCUUUCGAGACUAUUGACAUAUCUGCUCUCCAGAGUUUGGGACAGACAGAUCCCAGUCUUCUUCCCUCACAAGUCCCCUGUGUCCCUGUGUCCCUUGUCUACCCACUAGAGGAAAACCAAACACAUCAUUUUUCCUCUGCUCACAUGGACCCUAUGCAAGAAUCCACAGCAGCUGGGCACACAUCUGUUGUGGUCCAGCCUUACGCCCCCGCCCCACCUCCUCUGUCUUCUUUUUCCGGCCUACCAAACCUGUGUGUUGCUGACCCUCAACAAGCGGCCAGAGGUGUAGCAGCAGCUGAAGAAUGGGAGGAUGACAGGUUCGAGCAGUUUCAAGGAAACAUCCCGGGAUACAUCAACUACUUCCUGAACUCAGACAAGGAGAAGGGAUCCCGUAGGGGGCGACCGAGGGGGAGCCGAGGAUCAGGUGCGAGGAGAGCUGGGACGGAUGCGAGAAGAGCCAGGAGACCACGAGCGAGGACAGGAGGGAGGGGGAGGGGAGGGUUCAUGCAGACAGUGGACGUGCAGGAUGUGGGGGUGAGCAGGCUGCAGAAUUUGUUUCUGCAGAGGUGGGGGAUCAGGACGUCCAGGACGGGUCAGGGUGGAGGAGCUGCAGGCAGGAAGCUGUACCUGAAGACCAGAGAGCUUCUGAUCAAAGACAAGCGCUGUCACAAGAGAAGAACGUGCAGCAAAGCGUGGGAGUUCAGUCCCAGCAGAGGGACAGGCAACAUGCGGAGUGGAUGGAGGAACACAACGCAGCAGUUUCACCAGGAUGACGUCCCCGCUGGCAGGCCUCGGAGGGCGAGAGCCAAACCAACGGCCUCCAGCCCCUCCCGUCGGCCUUCUCUGUCACCUGCAGCACCUUACGUGUCUCCAGCACCAUUCCCCCUCCGCCACCCCACCUCUGUCCCUCCUCCGGCCGCUUCACCUCACGCCGAACAGCCUGAACAGAUUGAUCGUCUAUUGGAGGAAGUGAUCAUGGGCCUCAACAUUUUACCAAGCAGCAACAGUGGAGAUCCGCAUUUUCAGCCUCUACUUCCUGUCAGUCACAGCAGCUGUACCUGUGUGUCCUCUGGCAAUAGUUUUGCCCAAAACAAACAACAAGGACAGGUUGUUAUUGAAGCGAAAGGAGUCGGCAGCUCCAGCCCUGCAAACACCGAUAUGCCCGCUCUGCAGCAGCAGGCAGAUGGAGAGCUGAAUGCGAUGCUGGAGCACUUCCUCCUGUCCUUUGAGCGGCAUAUUGACAGCUGUACAGCCAGAGAAGAGGUGGGGAUGGAUGGUGACAGCUGCACUGAGGCUCCAGUCGGAAGCUCUCAAAUAACUGAGCCGCAACAAAAUGACAAAGCUGAAACUCCACUCAAGGCUUCAGCUAUUCCCCGCAAACAUACCGAGGGAAGGCCGGAGAAAGUGAAAGCAUCGAACAAACGACGAAAGAGGAGAAGAAAAAAACAAUAUAUGUUGGCGCUGGAGAAAAAGAGGGUGAGGAAUCCAGCAUCAUCGAGUGACGCAAAGACCAAAACGGUUCAUGACCAAGUAGACAAGCAGCUACAGCAGAGGCCUGUGGUGAAACUGGAGAGGAGUGGCCUGCUGCCAGUGAGAGUGACACUGCAGGGACGCAGCUGUCAGAUUCUGGACGUCAAGGGGCUUGCAAAAACCAGUUCUUCAUCAGUGAAAUGCCCACGUGACAGCUCGUCUGGCAAGAAUCAGUCCUUCUGGUGGAGCACAAAGACGUACCCAAUCCGGAGCAGGUUUAAGGAAGCACAAGUGGACAGUAUUCCCUUUCUCGAGGAGCCUCUUGUACAGAAAUUGCCCCGUGCAGCUGGCCAACCACGAGCCAGGCCCAGGAAAAAUGGACAACACCUUAGUUUAUCUGACGGUGAGAGUUCAGCUCCGCCGAUUCAGCCACAACCUGUUGAGCCCUGUGGCACAGACGAACAACUAGAGAAAAAUCAAGAGAGACAUGAACAAGACUUGACUGUCCAGCCCCAGGAAGAGGCGGAUGGACCGACAAUGAGCCUGAAGAGGAGGGGAGCAGAGACAGAGGAGAGGACAAGUGAUAGCGUCUCUGUGGCCAAGAGGGCUUGCUUUGAGCAAAUGCCACAGCUGACCUCUGAAACAUGCACGCCAAGCUCUGAUCCUGCACACCUCAAACCAGCAGCCAUAGAGAUGGAGGACACAAUCGAUGUGGAGGCUGUUUCAGUGACCAGUGGAGGAGAGUGUUUAGAAAGAGAAGUUCAGAAAACAGCGUGGAGUGAAAUCGUAGAAACUAAGGAAUGUUUGAUGGAUGAAGAGACGGAGAGCAGCUGUGACGACUUAAUCGAUGUGGACGGAGAUGAUGAAGAUGACUGCCAAAAAGAUGCAGUUAAGGACACUCGGCGGAGCAGAACAGGACGAACUCAUGGUGACCUCGUUAAAGUGAAGCCUUCUGUUUCACUUCAUUCAGAUUCAGAGGCCAGUCUGGGGUCGACAGGAGGUUCGGAAGAGGACAAAGAUGAGGACGUGGAUGUGAUUGGGGGGUGCAGUCCUGUCCCUGGUCCGGUGAUCAUCGACUGGAUGGAGUCUUCGGACUUUGAGAAAGAGGAAGAAGACGAGGACGUUGACGUUGUCGGAGAAAACACAGAGUGUGCCUCAUCAGCCGUCUUCGCUGCGAUGGGUAAAGAAAACAUUGGGGAACUUGUUUCAUUUAGCCGUGAGUUACAGGACAGGUAGAGAACAGUGAGAAGAGCAUCCAGCAACAUGUUAGCCGUUUGUUUGGACUGAAGGACGGGCAAAGAAAAGAAGAGCACCACGAUGCAUGCAGACGUUUGACUGAGUUUAAUAUUCAGGUUCGGCUCUUGAGUUGAAUUUGCAGACUUUGCUGGCCAACUGACAAAUUAGGUUUUUUUUAAUUUUUAUACUUGGUUGUUACUGAUCGGUUUAGUGUGUGUGUGUGUGUGUAAAGUUUAUUUUAAGUGUCAAGUGUUGAAAACAAGACAGUUUCAAAAAAGCAUCAGGUUUGUGUACUGACAAAGGAAUCAGGAGUGUUUUAUUAGUUGUGAAUGCGACUCAAACUGCAUUGAUUGUAAGCAUAAUUGAUAACGUCAGUGUGUCUGUUCUGCCGCGGUUUGUAAAUGUUCGAGGAAAACUCUCCUUGUUUUACUGUCAGCCAAUCUUUCGUCAUGUUCCCCGUGGCACUUGGAGUCCAGGACUCUGAUUUCCACAAUAAAAACUCCUUCCUA
Molecule: messenger RNA, 4076 nt
Organism: Scatophagus argus
Lineage: Eukaryota; Metazoa; Chordata; Actinopteri; Scatophagidae
Exons: 7
Coding region: 259-3567 (1102 amino acids)
Biological process (GO): positive regulation of transcription elongation by RNA polymerase II
Molecular function (GO): protein binding
Source: RefSeq, a predicted model, not a curated record